This is a messenger RNA of Phycodurus eques (leafy seadragon), 1902 nucleotides long. RefSeq names its product homeobox protein aristaless-like 4. The transcript is spliced from 4 exons. The record is from RefSeq and is a predicted model, not a curated record. NCBI's taxonomy places the organism in Eukaryota, Metazoa, Chordata, Actinopteri, Syngnathiformes, Syngnathidae. Bases 1 to 1116 code for a protein of 371 amino acids. Gene Ontology annotation, biological process: regulation of transcription by RNA polymerase II. Gene Ontology annotation, molecular function: DNA-binding transcription activator activity, RNA polymerase II-specific; RNA polymerase II transcription regulatory region sequence-specific DNA binding.
AUGAACGCCGAGAUCUGCAGUCCAUACGGCGACAUGACCUCCAUGGAUUCAUUUUAUAGUCCUUCUGCAGCACAAAGUCGGCACGAGCAGACGGACCACUUCAGGACGUUCCCAUCGGCUGACACCAAAUACAGCCCCGCUGCGUUCGUGCAGGCCCACAAAGGUCACGCGUACGGAGACAAGCCGCGGAGCCCGUUCCAGCAGGAGUGCCACUCAUUGGACGCCGGUCACGCUGCUUUCAGCAAAUUCCAUCUCUUCACGCACAGGUCCUCCUGCAAAACACCCCCAGAGGAAAGUGAGGGGCUCCGGGAGGGCGGUCACGACGCAGAGAUCAUCCCCUGCUAUGGUAAAGACAGUUCAAAUCUGACAGAUUCUGACUUGACUUCACUCUCCGACCAUCCAACAAUGGACGCCAGCUACCUAGCUGUGAAGGAUCAGGGCAUCAACGCAACAUCUGAUCGGCCACCAGGUGCUGAUUUAGCGAUCCCCCAUGACAAAAGUGAUGGCAGUGAGAGCAACAAGGGCAAGAAGAGGCGCAAUCGCACCACCUUCACCAGCUACCAGCUGGAAGAGCUGGAGAAGGUCUUUCAGAAGACGCACUAUCCAGAUGUUUACGCUCGUGAGCAGCUGGCACUACGGACGGACCUGACUGAAGCGCGUGUGCAGGUGUGGUUCCAGAACCGGCGGGCCAAAUGGAGAAAGAGGGAGCGUUUUGGUCAGAUGCAGCAGGUUCGAACGCACUUCUCCACAGCUUACGAGCUGCCGCUGCUGACACGUCCCGAGAGUUACGCACAGAUACAGAAUCCAUCCUGGAUUAGCGGCAGCAGUGCAGCGUCACCCGUGCCAGGCUGCGUGGUGCCCUGUGACACGGUGACGUCCUGCAUGACUCCUCACCCCCACUCGGCCAGCGGGGUGUCCGAGUUCCUGGGUGUUCCGAGCCCCGGAGGUCACAUGGGCCAGGCUCACCUGGGCGGCCUCUUUGGAGGAUCCCCCGGCAUGGCGACGGGGCUCAACGCCUACGACCUCAACAUGGACCCUGACCGCAAGUCCUCCAGCAUCGCCUCUCUGCGCAUGAAGGCCAAAGAGCAUAGUGCCGCCAUAUCUUGGGCCUCAUGAUGUGCGGAUACCUGCUGAAGGGGACCGUCUUUAUCUCCCCUCCGAUGUCCGAGCCAAGCCGGUGUGGGGUGAAGGCACGCAAAUGUAAAUCUCAAGGCAACGGUGACUACCUUCAUUAAGGCUACAGAAAAAAAUGCAAAUGAUGAAGCAAUUUUGAAAGACAGCCCCCAAAGUGGACGAGUGGCCUUGGUGGAGUGGGAGAUGACUCUGUGUGGUUAGAGUGCAGUAUUGGUGAUGCUUUAUUGAUUUCAAACUAAUUCAUGCACUUAUUUGCUAAAAUACAAGGUUUGUUUGUACAGUGCUUUCAGUGAUUUCAGGUGCUCUUUUAUUCUAACUUUAUUAUUUAAAAUUUAAAAGUUGUUUUUUUGUGCUGGAUUUGCUUUAAAAUCAAACAUCUUUACAGGCUAAAAUUCAAAUGUUAUUUUAUUUAUAGUAGUAGCUACAAAUCAGCUCCCUUCAGCAUUGAUUUAAAUGAUUUUAAAUAAUAACCAAGUGUGUAUUUCAGAGAUUAUCAUCUGUUCCCGCUACCAGAAACAUCUGUUGGCUGUUGUGUUCGCGGAGCCUGCACCCAAACAAUGCAAGCUCUGUUUCUAUGUGGCAGUUUUUCAUUUUAAGAAUCAGCAGUGUCAAGAAAAGAAGUGCCUACAUGUCACUCAGACUGACAUCAAUAAUAACAUAACACCAAGAGAAUCUGGUGAAGAUUUUUUAAAAAAACAACAAAAAAAACCGACAAGAAAUACUUAAAAGUGAUGUACUUUUUCACACAAAGCUGAAGUGUACAGCAGU